Ostreococcus tauri is the source of this 927-nucleotide messenger RNA. Its product is annotated as Small-subunit processome, Utp12. Gene Ontology annotation, biological process: maturation of SSU-rRNA from tricistronic rRNA transcript (SSU-rRNA, 5.8S rRNA, LSU-rRNA). NCBI's taxonomy places the organism in Eukaryota, Viridiplantae, Chlorophyta, Mamiellophyceae, Mamiellales, Bathycoccaceae. The coding region runs from base 1 to 927 and encodes 308 amino acids. The record is from RefSeq and is a predicted model, not a curated record. Gene Ontology annotation, cellular component: nucleolus. The transcript has a single exon.
AUGGCGAAGCGACGCUCGAUGUUACCCCCGCGCGCGAUGGCGUCGCGACCGCAGCGCGAGGACGAGGACGGGACGACGAAAUGCGAUGACGAUGCCGCCAUCGAGGCGGCGGCGGCCGAGGGGUCGACGACGCUCGGCGCCCGAGCGCGCGCGCUGCGCCUCGCCCGUGGACGCGCGAUCGAUGGAACGACGGUCGAUGCCGCGUUCGAUGCCGACGGGGCGCUGGACGCGACGCCGCGGGCGAUGGGCGACGGUGGGGACGCGGACGGGAAAGGGCGGUCCGGGUCGACGACGGCGCGGGCGGAUUCGCUGAGCGCGCUGUUGUCGCAAGCGUUGCGCGCGGACGACGCGGCGUUGAUCGAACGGUGCUUGUCGGUGAAUGAUAGAACGACGAUCGCGAACACGGUGAGUCGGUUGAGCGCGUCGAACGCGAUGAAGUUGUUGUCGGAGUGCGCGGCGAGGGCGCAGGCAAAGCCGGGAAGCGGCGAGCGGUGCGCGCGAUGGGCGAGGACAAUCUUGUUGCAUCACGCUGGAUACGCGUCGAGCGCGCCGAAAGCGCGAGCGACGUUGUUGAAGCUGUCGCAGACGAUCGAAUCGCACGUCUCGAUGCAAGGAUCGUUGCAGGCGUUGUUGGGGCGGUUGGAGCUCGUCUUGCACGCGAGCGCGUCGACGAAACAAAACGUCGGCGGCGUGGACGUGGAGGAGAACGACGACGGGGUGACGACGGUCUACGACGAGGCCACGGAUGCGGUUGACGUGUUGCAAGACGUCAUGGGCGGCGCCGGCGAAGAGGGCGAGGACGAGGAGUGGGAGACGGACGAAGACGGCGAAUCCGAAGACGAAGACGAAGACGAAGAAGAAGACGACGACGAUGACGAUAACGAUGAAGAUGACGAUGACGACGAUGACGACGACGAUAUGGUGUAA